GUCAUUAUUGACGUAAUUAUGUCAAAUUAAUUAUACGUAGAAAGAAAAUUGCAGUUACUCAAUUAUUUGCGUCGCCAUAGCCAGGGCGAGGCUAUUCUAGAGGUUUUUCUAAUUUUUCGUCGGUUCCGACGACUAAGGGAGUCACCUGCUCCCGUUCGCACUUUCGCGACUUCAAAUCCCCGUCAAACUUGCUUACUGGAGCUCGUGUAUACCUAAGCAAUUUUUUUCUCGUUCGUGUCGCAUAAACAUGGCUUGUUAAGAUGUCUACCCUCAAAGUUCGCAUUGCUCAAACUCCUUUUGGAGGAGCAUCAAGCUUCCGAGUAAUCCGCCCCUUAAAUACUAGAUUAAGUCGAGAUGGAGAAGAAAGGCAAUCGCAACCCACUAAGUUCUUGCCGGGCCUCUGCUGGCACUGACUUGAAGAAGAAUACUGAUGCGGCGUCCUCAAAGCAGGGAGCUCGUGCUGCCCCACGGCGACGUGAGCCUCCAGGAGGCUUUUCCAAACUCAAUGAGACCAACCGGAAACCCCAAUCUCAACGCAAUGGCAAGGCCUCAGAUAAACGACCCAAACCACGUGGUUACUAUUACACUGGUGCUGUAUCUAGAAAUGAGGAAGCCUGCCUAGUAGAUUUUCUUGAGCCAGAAUUGGGUUCAGUUUUUUCACCAGGCAGCAAAAAGCAAAGCCUGAACCAUUUGUUGAACUUUUCAUUUGCACCCCGAGAGAAUUCUUCGGGUUUUCCACACGAUCAUUCGUUUGAUAAACAGAAUGGAAAAGGAUUGGGAACUAAAAAGCAUCGGUACAACAAAAAUCAUUACCUGCAGGCUAAUUGCCAGUUUAUUGUUAAUGAGAAUGGCGACUACAGGCAGUAUAUGAAGAAUCCGGAUGUCUUGGUUGAUUGGGAUUUUAUUGAACAAGUGAACGUGCAAGUAAGUGAGGAACCAUUUUGCCCCAUCUGUCUGGAACGACCAAUUGCGGCAAAAAUGACAAAGUGCGGUCACGUCUACUGCUGGUCUUGUAUUCUCCACUACUUGGGAAUUUCGGAGAAAGAUUUUUGCAAAUGUCCUAUUUGCUCUGAUGAUGUUUUGAAAAAUGACCUUAAAAGUGUUCAAGUAAUUGCCCACAAGACCUACAAGCUGAACGACUUUAUCGGCUUCAAAUUAAUGAAAAGGCCACGGGGCUGUUUGACUGCCUAUCCAGUUGAUGCCGUAAUUCAGCCAGAUACCAGUAUUUUGAAUAUAUCUCAGAAGAACGAGGACAACACCUGCUCGAAGUUGUUUUUGGCCAACAAGGGUAACAUCUUGGAAAUUCUGGACCGAGAGAAGGACGAGCUUGAUUGCCUGUUAGCCCUGGACGAGGGAGGUUCGGAAAAAUGUUUCAUUGAGGAAGCCCAACAUCUUUUAGAAGCCAGGCGAUUGGGCGUUUUAAAUAGCGCUGAAGCCCACACUAAUGAAGUAACUAAUUAUCAAGAUGACGCUUCCUGCUCUGAGUUCAAUGAAGCUUCUGAAUCAGAUUUUUACUACUUCUAUCAAGCUGAAGAUGCCCAACAUAUCUAUUUGCACGGCCUAAACGCAGCAAUGAUCAAGCACACUCAUGGUUCUUUGAAAUGUGGACCAAAGCAUUUGAAAGGUCGAAUUUUGGAAAAAGAAGGUGGUUGCAUGACUGAAGACAUUCGUCAAAAGUAUAGAUACUUAAAACACCUGCCUGUUACUUGCCAAGUUGAGUUCGCUGAGAUUUGCCUGAACGAGCCUGAUGUUAAUGCAGAUACGUUGGAGCUGUACAAAAAGCAAAUCGACUACAGAAAGAAGAAACGGCAGAAGCGUCUCAAGGAUGAGAAACGCCGGGAAAGGAAAAUCGACGCUGAAGAAAACCGGAAAAUGGGGAUUUAUGUCAGCCCUGAUUUGCAGCUGGAAAAUCUAGACCAUUUUCCAGAUGUUUACACAGCUAAUGAAAUGCUAGAAUCCAGGCAACGAACUACUUCGGAUUCUACAUUUUUUGGUCAUCUUGAUGUCGACACAACUUCAGGCCAAGAUUCUCCUACUUCCAACACCAGCCUUGAUAACGCCUACUGUGGACCGUCUUUUGCAACUAUGCUUGCUACAGAAAAGAAAACGAGUCCGAACCAAAGAGCUUCUGCCAAACCAAUCACCUACUAUUCUCCAUCUUCUGAGGAUUUCGAACAAAAGACCGAUUACAGCCUCACCAUAGGCGAUGCAGUUGCAAAAGCGCUGGAAAAUCUACAAGAAGGAGGUGCUUCUGGUUCAGGUAAGAAGAAGAAAAAAAAGCAUAAGCUCGUUUACUCCACGCUCAUGACUCUUCCCAACUAGUGUUUGUUUUUUUUAAAUUUGUGAACACAUUAAAUUUUGUAUCUUAUUUAGAUUAUGUUUUCUGUAAGUUUUGUUUCACUUCUUGUAUUCCUUAUGCGGUAGCUUAUCUUAAUAAAGAGAAAAUAGUAAA
Molecule: messenger RNA, 2452 nt
Organism: Dendroctonus ponderosae (mountain pine beetle)
Lineage: Eukaryota; Metazoa; Arthropoda; Insecta; Coleoptera; Curculionidae
Product: RING finger protein 10
Exons: 13
Coding region: 355-2322 (655 amino acids)
Biological process (GO): positive regulation of transcription by RNA polymerase II
Molecular function (GO): transcription cis-regulatory region binding
Source: RefSeq, a predicted model, not a curated record